Messenger RNA from Meloidogyne enterolobii, 466 nucleotides. The record is from the annotation of a GenBank genome assembly. NCBI's taxonomy places the organism in Eukaryota, Metazoa, Nematoda, Chromadorea, Rhabditida, Meloidogynidae.
AAUGGUUACGACAACAGCUACUAAAGCAACAAAAGCGAAAGCUCCAAAGCCGAAAAAGGCUGCACCAAAAACAAAAAAAGAUGGUAAAGGGGGUAAAGCAAUUAAAGGAGGUGCUAAAAAGAAGAAACAAACACUCAAAUUUAUUAUUGAAUGUAAAAAUCCUGUUGAGGAUGGAAUUAUGAAGAUUAAUGCGCUUGAGGAAUUCUUAAAUGCUCGAAUCAAAGUUUUUGGUAAGACAAAUCAACUCGCCACUGGAGGAGUUAAAGUUGAAGCUACAAAGACUCGGGUUAUUGUUACUUCUGAAUCAGAGUUUUCUAAGCGUUAUUUGAAGUACCUUACCAAAAAGUUUUUGAAGAAGAAUAUUUUGCGUGAUUGGCUUCGAGUUGUUGCUAGUGCUAAGGAUACUUAUGAGUUGCGCUACUUCCAAAUUACUCAAGAGGAAGAAGAAAGUGACAAUGAGGCUUAA